Messenger RNA from Anopheles moucheti, 4090 nucleotides. RefSeq names its product protein cycle. The transcript has 10 exons. Bases 1338 to 3536 code for a protein of 732 amino acids. Gene Ontology annotation, biological process: regulation of transcription by RNA polymerase II. Gene Ontology annotation, cellular component: transcription regulator complex; cytoplasm; aryl hydrocarbon receptor complex. Gene Ontology annotation, molecular function: DNA-binding transcription factor activity, RNA polymerase II-specific; protein dimerization activity; RNA polymerase II cis-regulatory region sequence-specific DNA binding. The record is from RefSeq and is a predicted model, not a curated record. NCBI's taxonomy places the organism in Eukaryota, Metazoa, Arthropoda, Insecta, Diptera, Culicidae.
GUCGGAGACCCUCCAUGGCUUAGAAUGAUAAAAGCCACUGCUCAGUUCCUCCGUGGCGGUGCUAACGCGGCGAAACGCGAAACGCACCACGGCCUGUUGUUUGGCGAUCCGUCCCAUCGCGGUCAGCCCAUUGCCACCCCGUACACGAUGCUGGCGGAUUAAAGUGCUUGUUAUGAGUGAGCGACUAGGGCGAAUGCGAAUGUGUGCGUACGGAACUGCAUCUCCCCUGCCCUACCACUUUGCAUCCCCAAUCAUCCGAUGCAGUUGCCACUCGGUGGUGGUUACUCGUGGUGCAAACUGAUCGGGGACGGCUUGUGCUUGACAUUAACCUGAAUCAAGCCCUGCCAGGCAAUCGGACUCGGAACUUGAACUUGAGACAUCGGUACAUUCCGCACAUUCUGCUGUCCCUUCCGUCGUGCACAACUGCUGACCCGGGUGCAGUUCGGAAAUUUUGGGCUCUGCCAGUGGUUUCCUGCUGUUCCGCUGUUGUCCGCUCUAACGUGUUGGAAAAGCGCGUUGUCUCUAUCGUUUCCGUGCCAUCGAACACGUGGUGUUUAAUUAAUUGUUUGUGAUUGCAAAAUAAAACAAACCGUGGAAGCAUUCGAGUGACACAAAACAAAACACGUAAGAAGCAACACGGUCAAAGUGGCGCGAAAGUUUGAAACAGUUGAUGAUCGUUCAGUUGUCUCGCGCGGAAAAUGAAAAGUUUGCUAGUUUGGAAAAACAAAAUGAAUCAGUGAUGCAUAUAUAAGCGGGGGUCGUCCGUGCAUUUGUUUUUAUCGGUGAUAUCUUUCCAUCUGUGUUCCAUCUGGUUUGGGUUUGUUUGUCGGAAAUGAAAAUAAAAAGUUCCCUUCCGGCCUGAGUGGGGGUGAAUUUGAGUGGCGAAUGGAUAGCUGCCGGUGGAAAUAAAACAAAUCUUAUCAGUGAACGCUGCAGUGCAACGGGGGGAAAUUGUGCAAAAAGAAAUUUGUGUUGAAAUUGAUUGUGCAAAAUUAUAACACGGUUGUGGUUUUAUUACUCUACACAUUGCAGAAAUCGUAGUGCGUUGUCCGGUGGUGUAAACCACCCUUAUUUGUUAUUCCGAUCGUUCACAGUGAAAUCAGGAACGGCAAUGAACAGAAGAAAAAGGCUUGUGCAGUGCAAACAGAUACAUUUUAAUCAAAAGUCCUUUCCGUGUACGAUCGAUUGAGAAACCAUCACACAGACACGUGCGAGCUGGACGAAUUUACAACGAUUUUCCACCUCAAUUCCCAGCUUGUAGGAAAGAAGAACGAGUGAGCGAGGCAGAGAGGAGAGAGAGUUAACGCUGGAGUGCCAGUGCGGUGCCGACCGAGCACAUGACCGGAGGCCCGGAUGCCUCCCUUCUGGUGGAUCCGUUGCUGGCCGGCACGAUGUCCGCGGUGAGCAACCUGAGCACCCUUUCGGCAGCCGGAAGCGGCAACCAUCAUCUGCAUCUUUCCGACCAUGGGCACUCGCACCAUGAUCACCAGCACGCUUCCGGUGGGGCACGGAAGCGAAAGUUUUCCUUCAAUGAUACGAGCGACAUUGAAGAUGACACCUGUGAUGAUUCGAAAUCCGUCAGAACGGCCGACGAAAGCAAAAAACAAAACCACAGCGAGAUCGAGAAGCGGCGGCGCGACAAAAUGAACACCUACAUUACGGAGCUGUCCGCGAUGAUACCGAUGUGCCAUGCGAUGUCCCGCAAGCUGGACAAACUCACCGUCCUCCGGAUGGCGGUGCAGCAUCUGAAAACGAUCCGCGGUGCGGUACAUUCGUACACCGAGGGCCACUACAAGCCGGCCUUUCUGUCCGAUCAGGAGCUGAAGAUGCUGAUACUGCAAGCGGCCGAGGGUUUCCUGUUUGUGGUCGGUUGUGACCGUGGUCGGAUACUGUACGUUUCCGAGUCCGUAUCGCACAUACUGAACUAUUCCCAGGGUGAUCUUCUAGGACAGAGUUGGUUCGACAUACUUCACCCCAAGGAUGUGGCGAAGGUGAAGGAGCAACUAUCAUCAUCCGAUUUGAGUCCCCGGGAACGUUUGAUCGAUGCUAAAACUAUGCUUCCAGUCAAGACGGAUGUUCCACAAGGGGUGACACGGCUCUGUCCCGGUGCCCGUCGUUCCUUUUUCUGUCGCAUGAAGUGCAAAGCGAACGUGCAGGUAAAGGAGGAAGCGGAUCAACCGAACAGUGUGUCCAGCGUGAACAAUGUGUGCCAUCGGCGCAAAAAGCAAGUAAAUUCCGAUAAGAAAUAUUCCGUGAUACAGUGCACCGGUUACCUGAAAUCGUGGGCCCCGGCCAAGAUAGGGCUGGAGGAGAACGAAACGGACGGCGAGGGCGAUUCGUGCAAUCUGUCCUGUCUGGUGGCGGUCGGCCGAGUACAACCAAACCUCAACCAGAGCUGCAAUAUGACGGCGAACGGUCUUCACACACCGAGCGGCACCAAUGGUCGGUCGAGAGGUGGCAACAACACCAACUCCGUGUCGGGUGCGGGCACGAGCGGUGGUACUACCGGGUCGUCCAGCAAUGGUAAUCCAGCGGCCACACCGAGCAACGGUAGCGGGAAGUCCUUAAAUCGCAACAGCAACAACAUACCCAACCUGCGCAACGUCCAGUUCAUCUCACGCCACGCGAUGGACGGCAAGUUCCUGUUUGUCGAUCAGCGGGCAACACUCGUGCUGGGUUUCCUGCCGCAGGAGCUGCUCGGUACGAGCAUGUACGAGUACUACCAUCACGAGGAUAUUCCGGCACUGGCCGAAUCGCAUAAGGCUGCCCUCCAGGGCACGCAGUGCGUUACCACCUCCGUGUACCGGUUACGCACGAAGGAGACCGGCUUUGUGCGGCUUCAAAGCGAGUGGAAAUCGUUCCGCAACCCGUGGACGAAGGACAUCGAGUAUCUGAUAGCGAAGAACAACGUUAUCCUGUCGGAGCUCGGUGACACGGGUGCGGCCCGUGCUGGUGGGUAUGGUAUGGGCGAGCUGGGUGAUGGUACCGGUGAACCCGGUUCCGGGGCUUCCGGCCAACCGGGCGUAGGAUACGAGUUCUUUAAUCACACGAAUGGACGUGAAAUACAGCGCAUGAUCAAUUCGCACGUGGAGGCAAGCAAAAUUGGCCGCCAGAUAGCGGAACAGGUGUUGGAUCAUCAGCGACGGGUUGGAGAUUCCUCCUCGGAAAGUAGUCCAAACCCCAAUGAAUCGGCAAUGCAGCCCGCCUUCAGCUCAGCACUGUCCGAGGCGAACCAUUCGAACGAUGCAAUCACGUCCGGUGAGCACAGCAUGGUCACCUCGACCGGUGUGUCACCGUCCUCGAUUGCCGUCGUACCUUCGACAGUUACCACGCGCAUCAAUGGCACUCUGCCCGGUUACAGCCAUGUGCAGACAAACGCCAUCAUCAGUCCGGAGCAUGAUGUAUCGCAAACGCAAGCCAGCAGCACGGAUGGCAAUGACGAGGCAGCGAUGGCGGUGAUUAUGAGCCUGCUGGAGGCGGAUGCCGGUCUCGGUGGUCCGGUAGAUUUUUCCGGCCUGCCCUGGCCACUGCCGUGAGCGGAAGAAGCUCCAGUACUACAGUACACAUUUCAUCAAGGCUAUGAUCGUGAUCAACCGAACGUACCGUGCGUGCGUUUGUGGAAACGAAAGUUACCAAAAUUAAACAAAAAAAAAAACAAGGCAAACUCCAAAACCCUUCCGUUUCUGCGCCGCCGGGCGUGGAAGCGUCCAUGUACAAAACCAUUUGCAAACGCAUUUAAAUGCAUUAACCAGAGAGAUAGAAUAAACAAUCGAGCUGCUGAAUGGGAAAUAUACCGCAAACAAAGCUAGUUAAGAAGCUGAUUGCAAAGAAUAGUAGUUUAGCAUUAAAGUGGAAACUGAAUUCCUAAGGUGCACUGUGAUGGGCGUUACAAUGAGGUUAUGAAUAUACGUAAUAGUGAAAAAGGAAACAAUAAUGUACAAAGUAACACAAAAGCGUUUAAUAUUUGUUUCAUUUUGUUCGAAUAGUUUUAUUACCUUUAAUGUGUGUACGAAGUUGCUUGUAUGUAUAUAAAAUGUGUAUAAAACCUUGCUUUUAUUGGUUUAAAGUUUACAUCUCGCAAAUUCCACCU